UGGACUGGGAUUAAAAUACUGAAGGGUCCCAGGGCUGUGACGGUGUCCCCCAGGGCGGGAGGGUCCUUGUCCCUGCUGCCACAGUCGCUUGUGGCCAAGUUUUCCCAGGGCCCUGAUACGUCCGGUUUUGCGCAUGUGCCCCAAAAAUGUAAGGCUUUUGUGCCAGAAAUGGAUCCCGGCCAGGUCUCGUCCCAAGAGCGCUGGGCCAGUUGGUACCUCGGGGAUGCCAGGAGGCAGUUUACUGCCAGUGGCGGCUGGGAGAUGAGUGCCAGCGGGUGGCAUCUGUGGGUGACAUCCAUAACAAGUGGCUCCGGGGACAUUGGCCUGUCCCCUUGAGGGCAGCAAAGGGGAAGGGACUGGCCUGGGGGUCUUUGGAGGAUGGGGACGCAUCACUGCCACUGCCGUGCCUGAUGCCUCCUGCCCUGGCAGGAGCACGUCCAGCGUCACCAGGAGAUCCACGUGGUGAUGGGCAACGAGGCCUGUGACCUGGACUCCACCGUCUCGGCCCUGGCUCUGGCUUAUUACCUGGCGAAGGUGAGGCUUGCCCGCUGGCUUGGGGACAAACGGUGGCUUGGGGGCUGCCUCACCAGUUGUCACCCCCUGCCGCAGACCUCCCCGGCUCCCAAAGCUGCCUUCAUCCCGGUCCUGAACAUCCCUCGUGCCGACUUUGCCCUCCGGACGGAGACAACAUUCCUGCUGCAGGAGCAGGGCAUCCCUGCCACCUCCCUCAUCUUUCGGGAUGAGAUUGACCUGGGGGGGCUACACCACGCUGGGCUGCUCUCCCUGACCCUGGUCGAUCACCACAUCCUGCCCGGCGCCGACACAGCCCUGGAAGAGGCUGUGGUGGAGGUCCUUGAUCACCGGCCGUUGGAACGGGACCGAGCUCCCGGCUGCCAGGUGACAGCAGAGCUGGUGGGCUCCUGUGCUACACUGGUGACGGAGCGGAUCGCCCAAGGUCCCCCAGGCGUGCUGGACAGAACCACGGCCGCGCUGCUGCAUGGCACCAUCUUGCUGGACUGCGUGAACCUGAGCCCGGCUGCUGGCAAGGUGACGCCCAGGGACGUGGCAUGCAUCUCCCUGCUCGAGACAAGGUUCCCCGAGCUGCUGGCCCGCAAUGCCAUCUUUGAAGCCCUGCAAGCAGCCAAAUUUGAUGUCUCAGGGCUGACGACAGAGCAGAUGCUACGGAAGGACCUCAAAGUCCUCUCCAGUGAUGAGCUGGUCCUCGCCGUCAGCGCCAUCUACGUGGACUUGGAGACCUUCCUGUGCCGGCCCGACUUUCUGCAGGACCUAGAUGCUUUCUGCCAAGCUCGGGGCUACACAGGGUUGGUGGCCAUGACGAUCUCUUUUAAUGAGCGCAAUGAGCCCUCCCGGCAGCUCGCGGUCUACAGCCGGUGUGAGACCCUCCGCAGCAUGGUGUGCCGGGCGCUGGAAGAGGCGACGACGCCGUCCCUGCACCUCCAGCCCCUCCCGAGCCCCUGGUCCUGUGUGGGUGCCUAUGCCCAGGGCAACACUUUGGCAUCGCGGAAGAAGGUCCUGCCCAUCCUGCGGGCAGCUCUGGGGGGGCCGGGAGCUGCCGGGGGGCCAGAGGAGGAGGUGGUCCUGCCGCCCACCCCCAUGAACAGCCUGGUGGAGGAAUGUCCACUGGCACAGGCCGUGCCCCCCCUCUGCCCCCAGGAUGUCCUGGAGCGGGUCAGCCGCAUUGCUGCUGGGCAGCCCCCCAGCUCCCCGAAAUGAGAACAGGCGCCCAGCGGCUUUUGGGGGCUGUACGAGGAGGUAGGGUCCCUGGGCAGGUCCCGGCAGGGUGCCCAGGCAUGGCGGGGUGGCGGCUGCCUUCAUUAGAGCUUGGCUCCCUGCUGGA
Messenger RNA from Haliaeetus leucocephalus (bald eagle), 1858 nucleotides. It is a transcript of the gene PRUNE1, whose product is annotated as prune exopolyphosphatase. Gene Ontology annotation, molecular function: exopolyphosphatase activity. Lineage: Eukaryota; Metazoa; Chordata; Aves; Accipitriformes; Accipitridae. The record is from RefSeq and is a predicted model, not a curated record. Gene Ontology annotation, cellular component: cytoplasm. Bases 466 to 1734 code for a protein of 422 amino acids. The transcript is spliced from 6 exons.